Molecule: messenger RNA, 5864 nt
Organism: Odontomachus brunneus
Lineage: Eukaryota; Metazoa; Arthropoda; Insecta; Hymenoptera; Formicidae
Gene: HnRNP-K
Product: heterogeneous nuclear ribonucleoprotein K
Exons: 13
Coding region: 507-1964 (485 amino acids)
Biological process (GO): regulation of mRNA splicing, via spliceosome; regulation of transcription by RNA polymerase II
Cellular component (GO): cytoplasm; nucleus
Molecular function (GO): mRNA binding
Source: RefSeq, a predicted model, not a curated record
AAUGGCCGCCGCUCGUCGUCGCCUGCCCGCGAAAAUUUCGACAUCACCGAAAUAUUCCAAACAUCUCGCAACCUUCGGGCGGUCAAACUUACCUCUGUGCUAGUCGCAGUUGCUUCAUUGUCUCAUUCCGUCUCGAGUCGAUGAACGACGUGUACACCGCGACGCGGAGCACGUGUAUUGCUACGUAAUACGAUUCUUGCCGGUUCGUCGCAACAGUUCCGUCGAUUCUCGCGAUUGAUUUGCGAACGGGUUCUCGGCCUCGUGCCUUUUAAUACUCGUUUCUCCGAUCGAAUCGUCGCGAGUGUCAGUGCCAUGAGGAUGUGAGAACUAGGAUCGGCAAGCCAGAUCGGAGGAAGCAGAACGCUGAGAUCUAACCAACGACACAUCGUGUGUUUCUAGACCAACGGGAAGCUGGCAUCGAUCGCAGAGUAAAUUACUUCUGUGUCAAGGACUCGCUGCUGACUUAACGCGGAGGCUGCGAGGGCGAGCACACCAUUAUCGGAAUAAUGAAGAGAGAAGCCGAGACCGGCGCUAUGACAGGUUCCGGGGGUCCGACGAGUCCCCACAAGCGUUAUCGACAGGGUGACGAUGAACUCCGUCUUCUCAUACCGAGUAAGGUAGCUGGUUCGAUAAUCGGCAAGGGCGGUCAGAACAUCACGAAACUCAGAAGUCAGUACAAAGCCUCAAUCAUUGUACCCGAUUGCCCCGGACCCGAACGGGUGCUCACCAUCAGCUCGGACCUGCCCACUGUUCUGCAAGUGUUGAACGAGGUCGUACCUAAUCUAGAGGAGACACGGUUUCAGAACGGUUCCCGUCAUGGUAGCGACGAGAUCGACGUACGUAUGUUGGUGCAUCAGAGCCAAGCGGGAUGCAUCAUCGGCAAAGGCGGCCUGAAGAUCAAGGAGCUGCGCGAGAAAACCGGAGCCAGGAUCAAGAUCUAUUCGAACACCUGCCCGCGCAGCACGGAUCGCCUCAUCAGCAUCUGCGGGAAGCCAACGACGUGCAUCGAAUGCAUACGCGAAUUGAUCGCCACCAUUAAGACCUCGCCGCUCAAGGGUGUAAACAACCCUUACGACCCGCACAACUUCGACGACUUCUACGCCGACGAUUACGGCGGCUACGGUAAUGCCGAUGGCCAGAGUAAGGUCAGCGGAUUCGGCGGGCCCGGUGGCCGCGGUGGCGGCGGUGGCGGAGGCGGCGGAGGUGGUGGCGGCGGUGGCGGGAUGCCACCGCGUCGCGACAACCGCGGCGGCGGUGGCGGCGGCGGUGGCGGUGGCCCUGGCGACAUGAACCGCGGCUUCCCACCACCACCCCGAGGUGGCCCGCGCGGCAGCGGCGGCGGUGGUAGUGGAGGCGGCGGCGGUGGUGGAGGCGGCGGAGGCGGUGGUGGAAUGUCCGGCGGCCCACCGGAUCGCGGAUACGGCGGUAAUUCCCGCGUCGGCGGCGGCGGCAGUGGCGGCGGCGGCGGCGGGGGUGGCGGCGGCGGCGGCUACGACGGCGGCCGCGGCGGCGGUGGCGGUGGAUACGGCGGCGGAAACCGUGGCGGACCGCCUCCCUACGGUAGUGGAAAUUAUAACGGUGAUGGAUGGGGGAUGCAAGGAGGCGCGCCCAAUGGCUUAGGUGGCGGUGGCGGCGGCGGCGGCAGCGGCGGUGGUGGCGGCGGUAACGCGGGGAUGGGCGGCCCACCGAUGGGUGGAAACAACCAAGGGAACCAGGGUAACAUGGGUGGCAACAAAACUAGUACCCAAGUCACCAUUCCGAAAGACUUGGCCGGAGCUAUAAUCGGCAAAGGCGGUGCGAGAAUCAGAAAAAUCAGGUCCGACAGUGGUGCUGGCAUAACUAUCGACGAGCCACUGCCCGGCAGUAAUGAUCGUAUCAUUACUAUCACCGGGAUACCCAGUCAGAUACAAAUGGCCCAGUACCUGCUGCAGCAGAGCGUUCACGAGAAUGCAGAUCAUUACUAAGACGUGGUGAAGGAUGCAUUCGGGGGGAGGGGGGAGCCAAAGAUGCGUUUUCGUAACGUCUUUUUUUUUCUCUAGGCAGAUAAAUAAGGAAUAUUUUGUGGGCAAACAUAUGUAAAAGCGCUAAAAGCGGAACUGAAACUGAAGCACCACGAUGGUACAUGAUGUAUGCACCCGCAGAAACGAGCGCGCGUGUGUCUGCGUGCGCACGAGAAGGAGGAGGAGGAGGACGACGAUCUGUAUACGCACACAUCACACACGUGAAUCACCCUCUCCCGAGAAGAAUAAAACGCUUUUACGUGGUCGAUGCUAAGCGUGAGAGUAGUCUUAACGUGACAAGCCAACUGUCGUCAUCAUCAUCACCAUCAUCGUCAUCUUCUUAAGGGACGCGGUCGUUCGCGAUCGUGGAGCUAACUGAACUCGACUCGACGCGCAUCGACUGCAAACCGCUGACGUUUUCGGCCUUUCUUCAUUAGCAAUAGAACUCUCUCUUGUGCAUCGUGUCCGAAUCACGCAACACUGUCGAUGUAACAGCAGAGGGGUUAUCCAGGGAGUUUCAAACUGACAGGCAACCGUGCCGUGUUCCCCGACGUUUAGCAUUCCCGAGCAAACGUAUUUCGUCGAAGUCUAAAGAGUAAUCCUUUUUUUUUACUGCUGGAGCUAUUUUACAGCUAGCCUCGUACGUUUCCUUCUUUUUCCCCCGUUUUUUAUUUCAUCUUUUUUUUACUUAUCGACACGAUCUGUUGUCUCUUUCGCGGAGGACCCGAAUGGGGGAGGAGGGGGAUCAAUUUCGGAACUAUACUAUAACUAUAUAGUGUGCCAAUGGAACGAUGGAGACGCGCGCGUGCGAAAGACAAUUUGAAGCCGUAAUACGCAAAGCACUCUUCUGAACAUCGAGAGACCUGAUAACGCACACUUCUUCCCGUUUGCGUUUUCUUUUGAUAAAUUCUUUACAGACAUUCUACUUUACAUUUCGUCAGUCCCUUGUUUUUCUUUUUUUUUUUUUUUUUAAGUAAGGGUAAACACGCAUGUACAAUGAGUGCAGGGGCGACGGUGUGUCGAAUGAAGGAUGAGAUCACCGCGAGAAGGAGGAGGAAUGUGAGGGAAAGAGGGAGGGAAGAAGAUUUUACUAGACGGAUAUGUGGUACGAGCGAGAAAGCCAGAGUUUUGUACAUAAGACCAUUAACGCCCUUUCUUCCUUCCACAAUUGCCACGUACAACGUUUCUGCUGUUGCAUUAUUAUAUUUUAUAGUGAUUAUUAUUCUUAGUUAUUAUUAUUACCAUACGAUUAUUGAUAAGAAUAUAUUUUCUGCGUUAUUGUAUCCCACCCGAAACCUGUACUAAUGAUACCUUCACCCCAUAAGCGGACGCAUAAGCGGUGUUCUUAGUGUUACACGCGAUAACGAGAUAAAAGAAAAAAAAUACUUAGGAUUAACGAAGAAACGUAAGUUAAGGGGGCACCAUCGGCGAAGAGGGAACUGUUACUGAACGAUCGUCAGUCCAGGUGAUGACGAAAAAAAAGAAAAGGAGAGAGAAAGAGAGAGAAAGAGAGAGAGAGAGAGAAACAAAAGGAAAGAAAUCGCAACUGAAUCCGCAACGAAUUCCGUCGCAUUAGCAACGUAAAACUAUCUCAGUAAAAAUCGGCGUUUGUCGCGUGAGAGCGAUCUGUUUUCUCUGAUACAAGUGCGAAUGAAAACACGAAUGAAAAUAUCUUCGGCUCGUUUUUUCCGAUUAUCUCUCGCUCUAUAAAAUUACUUUCUGUAUUAUAUUGUACAGCCUUACUAACGAGAAACGCGCGAGUCCUGGUAAAAAUCGAUGUAAAUUUAUUCUCAGACCACACACUGCGCUUGUGUCGUUGUGUGCGCUGCGCCGUAUCGCGUCAUAACAAAAGAAAAGAGGAAAAACAGAUCUCAUCGUGAUAUCGUCUUCGUCGAUAUGUAAAAUCCUCAUUCCGAAAUCUCCGAGUACGCAAAAGAGGUGCGAAAAACGACCGAAGGUCUCGAGACAGCCGGAUUCAGCAUACAAACGCGUGAUCUGUAAAUAUACAUAUAUUUCUACCGUGUAACCACCCUGAGACACACACACACACACACCCACACACACAACUGAGUUGCUCGGUCGAUCGUGCUCUUCUCUCAACGAGUAGCGCCCAAACUAGAUAAUUUUCCAAGUGCAAUUAACACGAUUGUACUGAAAAAGAAACAUUCUUCGGCACGGCCGACCGAGCGAUCGUGAUCGAAGAACCGCCCAUGAAAAGAGAAGAAAGGAAGGAAGGAAAGUAGAGAGAGAGAGAGAGAGAGAAAGAGGCGAAUUCAAUUCCCGGACGAGCGUACUUGCAUACACUUGUCCGAGGAUUAAGUCGUCAAUGACACAUACACACGCCAAGCUGUAUUGAAAGCGAGUACAAACUCGCGGUGGAUGAGAGAGCGUGGUCGAUGUAAUGUGACGAACGAACGAAACGACCGCCUGUACACCUCGAUCGCCGUUUUUCCAAUCCUUUUUCCUACCACCGAUGGUCGGCCCCGAAGCUAAUUCGUAAAUUACCCUUUCCUCUCUCUCCCCGAUCCCUAAAUACACACCUAAUAUAUAUAUAUACACACACAUAUAUAUAUAUAUAUAUAUAUAUAUAUAUAUAUAUAUAUAUAUAUAUAUAUAGUCUGGUCAGUAACCGUCACCUCCCCUUACCGGGGUACCCACAAAGGGCAUUUGUAAAGCAUCUUGAUCGCGGCAGGGUGUCCAUUAACAGACGCGUACCGACCAGUAGUAGAUAUGACACUCGACAGUGUUUGUCGCACUUAGGAUCGUCGUCGCGCCGCGGGUUUACGCGGAGCUUUAUAAGCACGACUGUGCGGGACACUAACUCGGCGAGAAUUGUCGCACAAUUUGUUGAGCAACGCGCUGCUCGUAACGAUCCCUCGUUCGCCUACGCUCUUACGCUCCUGCGUGAAUUCACGCGACGCGACGGCGGGCUUUGUAGAUCUUAGAUAUCUCCCACAUUCUCAUGGGGCAAGACUUCGAUCGACUGUUCACGGAAGAAAAGUCGUCUGUGACGAGAUUUCCUUAUUUUUGUUCGAAUAAUCAUUGAGCUUCGUUCUUUUCCUUUUGUUUUAGUUCUUCGCGUAUUCUUCUAUCAUUGUUCAGAUUGGAGUAUGAUGUGUAUCGAAUGUGUGCGAGUGUCUUUUCGACACAGCACGCGUGUCACGUCGCAUUGUACAUAUUUUUUCUUUUUUUUUUUUAGUAUUUUUAUAUCGAUUGUUUUGUUCUGGAUCGGUCAAUGUAAUUGUUUCGACGCGAACGGCAAGAAGAAAUGUUGAGAUUGCUGAUCUGUGAACAGUCUUGCGAAGUCAGCUUGACCCGGCGGAAGUCCACGUGGGAGUCGCGGUUUCCCCUUUACUAAGAGACAGGCCUGUGAUGCCCUGAAAUGAAGUAAAUCGAAUCAAAACUGUUCCGCGCGAAGCUUCGUCCGCGUGUAUGCAUUUUUCGUCUAACAACACACACUUGUUAACUGUAACCCGUUUCACUACGACGAGGCACACAAGCACGCGUGUGAAUGUUAGCGAACGACAGAGAGAAAGAAAGAGAGAAAGAAUGUGUGUGUAUGUGUGUGUGUUUGUGUGUAGAUGCGUGUGCGAGUAACGUGUGCGUGGAAAAAAUAUUGUAGCCAGAUAUGCAUUAAGCCAGUUAUUAGCCAUUAAGCCACAACUGGUCUUUCGGAAUCGCGGCAGGAUUGAAAGAGGAAUAGCGUGCGAGAUAACAUGAUCAUAAAUGGGAGAGAGAGAAAGAGAGAGAGAACGCUACACACUCAUUCGUAUCACGAUGUGCGUGUACUGUAUAAGAUAUACAGUUUACAAUUAUUUGUAAUGGAUACUUUUUAUUUGUCAAAUAAAAGUUAGUACAAAGCAA